Cuscuta europaea is the source of this 828-nucleotide messenger RNA. The record is from the annotation of a GenBank genome assembly. NCBI's taxonomy places the organism in Eukaryota, Viridiplantae, Streptophyta, Magnoliopsida, Solanales, Convolvulaceae.
CAUGUAUAUAUAUGCAUAUGCAUCAAUCAGCAUCUUCAAUUCUCCAAGCAUUAAUUAGCUAAGAUGCCUUCUUCAAGCAGGGCAGCUCAAGUCCGUAUUCUUAAUCCUGUCACCCGCACAGCUCGUAAUUACAGCUUUCCUGCGGCAGAACUUCCGGGAAGAGGUCCGUUCAUCAGUUCUAGAGCUGAGGCGAUACACAGAGGGCAGUGGGAACUGAUGGAGAUGGUGAAGAACAUGCCUGCUGCCGCUGCUGAUGAUCAGUCGUCGUACUUGGACUUAUCCUUGAAGGAUCUCGUCGAACACCCCACACCCACAGUUGUUGUUGUGGCAGAUCAAUCUCGACAAGAAUCUUUGACCAGCAAAGACUAUACACAGAAAGCUUUAUUGGAUCGCUAUUAUCUGCAGCCGGCAGCUGCUAUGAAUAAGAGUAGCAGCAGCGGGAAGAUGACGCCGUCAAGAAGUCGGAAAGUGGACGAGAGGGGGCUGUUUCUGAAGACGGUGUUUCCCUUUUGCAUGGGAUCAAGAAAGAAAUGCAAUCUUCCGGCAGCGAAUAAGAGAGUUGCCAAGGUUUCUCCUAAGCCGCCGGCUGCCGAGAAACAUGAAAAAUCUACUACUAGUAUUAUUAAAGGUGCUGGGAGUGUGAGUAAAGAUUCGUUCUUGAAAAACAGGAUAUCAUCGGCUUCGAACAAUACAAAUAUCAACGGCCGUAGCAGCAAGACGUGCACCACUCGAUAUACAACUAUACAUACAAGUUUCUUUAAUUCGAUCAUCUUUUAAUAAAAAACAUGUUUUAAAGAGUUUUCUUAAGGUUUUCGAAAUUAAUACCAC